GGUGGCCCAGCCGCGGCCGCACGCGUGCAGUACGCACGCGCGUCCCACGCGCCUCGAGUCUCCCGCGCGCCUGCCCAGCCGGGCCGCGGCUGCCCGCGCUUAACACGCACGCGCGCCCCACGCGGCCCGGAGCCCUCGUGCCCCCGCCUCGCCUGGCCUGGGCGCUUCCCGCACGCUCCUUCCCCUUCGGCUUAGCGCGCGGGGCCGCAGGUCCCCGCGGGCCGCCCUGAAUUAUUCAUCGGCAGGAAGAUAUUAGAUGUACCCGCUCCGCGCGGGCCGUCGUGCAAUGCUAUCCGAGCUCCGCGCGCGCCCUGCGCCCCUCCUCCUCCUCACGUCCGUCCUCUCUGAAACCUUGGCAGCGAAGGGGGAUCACAUUUCCUUUGUCAUUGGGCCAUUUCGCCCUCGCCUUGGUCCCCCCUCCGAUCCCGAGCCUCGGGGAUGGAGGCUCCUCUCAGGCGCGCUGGAAUCAGUGGAACCGGCAACAACCCCGCGCGGCGAGCUCGGGAGCCGCGUGGCCAACGCCGCCGGCUCGCGCCCGCGUCAUCUUCUUUCUGAAACGAAUCGCCGAUCCGGACGCGGGUGGCCUCGGCCGCGCUGCGCCUACCGGGCUUUGCUCUCGCCGUGCCCCGGCCUCCUGGGGCUUUGCACAACUCCCCCAAUUCGGGUUGCGUGCGCGCGCGCGCGGCCCCUCUUUCUCUGCUUUGCCGCCUCUUCCUCCUCCUCCUCCUCUUCUCUUCAGUACGCCGGUUAUUGGGACUGAUCGGAAUUCGGAAUCCUUUUAAUCUCCAAAGGAGCAAACUCACUUCCGCCCGAGUGCUGGGAGGGGGCUGGGGGAGGGGAGGCAGGGGAGGGGGCUCCAGGCAAACAGGAAACAUUAGCCCUCUCAGCACGGCCCGCUUUUGUGUGCUCCCUCCCUCCUCCCUCCAACCUCCUCCCUUCUCCCGGCCGCUGGGGAGAUGAACGCCCCCGGGCUUCAGUGUGACGACCUUUGAAACCUUCUGAGCGAGGAGCAGAGAACGACUCUUCCGUUUAUUUAAAAAAGAAAAGAUUUCAUUCUGAAUCCCUGGCUCAACCGAGACUGAUAUCCACUGCCUUGGAGAUCUCGGUUUUUACCCACCUUUUUUUUUUCUUUUUACGUUUUUUAAAGGACUGUGCGUAUCUGUGAUCACCAAAACAUCCCACAGUUGUGUGCAGUUGGAUGCGUGGAAUUAAGCGAAUCUGAAUUCUGAUCGGCAGAGGGGCCAGAGUUCCCUUUUGAGUUUUAAUGGGGCUGGGGGGAAGCAGGGGGCAGCUGUUCUGGGGAGGCGACCUGGUGAUGGCCCCGCAGCCAUCUGGGUGGUGCCCGAGGCCGCCUGAGCGGUUCUGGGAGAGAAACUUGCAUGGCCCUGGAGAGAGACUCACUUGGAAGGGCGAAGAGGGCCACUUACCAGGAUUUAGGUAGUAUCUGGCCUGGAGGCCAACGGGGUAAAAAUUGUCCCUUCUUAACACUAUCUCGCUGUUAGUGAUAUCCUAUUUAACCUGGUACAGGCAACAACCUGAUGAUUCUCAAAAACAUGGUGUUGUGAGAAAGAACCCAAACACAAAAGAGUUCAUACUGCGUGAUUCCAUUUCCAGGAAAUUCUAGAACAGACAGAACUAAGCUAUGGGGAGAGGAAAAGUACCCUUGGGGAUGAGGAGGUAUUGACUGGGAAAGGGCAUGAAGGAACCUUCUGGGAUAGUGAAAUAAAAAUAGAUUGCCAUGUGUGUACA
Messenger RNA from Macaca mulatta (Rhesus monkey), 1749 nucleotides. NCBI's taxonomy places the organism in Eukaryota, Metazoa, Chordata, Mammalia, Primates, Cercopithecidae. The record is from RefSeq and is a predicted model, not a curated record.